Aricia agestis (brown argus) is the source of this 1062-nucleotide messenger RNA. RefSeq names its product three-prime repair exonuclease 1-like. Gene Ontology annotation, biological process: DNA catabolic process. Gene Ontology annotation, cellular component: cytoplasm. The record is from RefSeq and is a predicted model, not a curated record. Gene Ontology annotation, molecular function: nucleic acid binding; 3'-5'-DNA exonuclease activity. Bases 158 to 988 code for a protein of 276 amino acids. The transcript has 2 exons. Lineage: Eukaryota; Metazoa; Arthropoda; Insecta; Lepidoptera; Lycaenidae.
UGUGAUCAUAUUCAGAGUGAGCUCUAUGGUAUAUAAUAAGACUUUAGUCUUUACAUUUAUUAAUGCCCAUUUGUCAAGCAAGUAAUAAGUUAUGAAAAGUGAUUUGAAGGUAUCAGUGUCGACGUGAAUUUUUUCACAUCAUUUCUCUUAAAGCGCGAUGUAUAUAGAAACUUUUGUGUUCUUCGAUAUAGAAACAACAGGCUUGCCACAUCAUGAACGAAAUCAAACAAAAAUUACAGAACUGUCACUUGUGGCUGUAUCCAGGAAGGACAUGGAAGUGACUCUACAGGGCAGAUUGCCAUGUGUCAACAAAUUAUCCUUAUUAUUCAAUCCUCAAAGAAGAAUUCAAGCAGAAGUUGUGAAAAUUACAGGAUUAUCAAACAGCACACUACAAAAUCAACAAACCUUUAAUUGUAGAAUUAAAAGCAUAAAUUCAUUUCUAGACAACCUUCCAAAGCCAGUAUGCCUGGUGGCACAUAAUGGAAACAUUUUUGACUAUAAGAUACUUAGAGCUGAGUAUAUUGAUGCAAAUGAAACUUUACCAUCUAAUAUUUACUGUGUAGACUCAUUGGUGGGUUUGAGAAAAAUACUGAAAGAAACAAAUAUUUCCUACAAUACAUUAUAUUUUAAAGACAAUAUUGAAGAAUAUUUUACAGAUGAUGAGGAUGAGUGGCCUGAACUCAAUACAAGCAUUGAGGAAUGGCAGGAGAUAGACGAACUUGUCUGCAAAAUGAGUAAUGUAAGUCAAAAUGAUUCUCACAAUAAACAAAAUAUUAAAACUGACAAAGCUACAAGAGAAAAAGUAUGUUGCACACUAGCCGCAUUGUAUAAAAGGCUACUUAACAAAGAUGCGGUUGAAGCUCAUAGAGCAGAAGUGGAUUGUAUCAUGCUGCUGGAAUGUGUCCUUGCUGUGAAAUCAUAUUUUCUGGAAUGGGCUGAUAGCAAUUGUAAACUUAUUGAUCAGAUAAAGCCUUUAAUAAGAAAGUAAUUAUUUUAUAUCAAACAUUUUAAGACUGUUAUAGGUUUGCUUUAUUAUUAAAAUCAUGUUUUUAUAUUAUUAUA